This is a messenger RNA of Zophobas morio, 3472 nucleotides long. Its product is annotated as DNA polymerase delta catalytic subunit-like. The coding region runs from base 363 to 3377 and encodes 1004 amino acids. Gene Ontology annotation, molecular function: DNA binding; DNA-directed DNA polymerase activity; nucleotide binding. Gene Ontology annotation, cellular component: delta DNA polymerase complex. The record is from RefSeq and is a predicted model, not a curated record. The transcript has 38 exons. NCBI's taxonomy places the organism in Eukaryota, Metazoa, Arthropoda, Insecta, Coleoptera, Tenebrionidae. Gene Ontology annotation, biological process: nucleotide-excision repair, DNA gap filling; base-excision repair, gap-filling; DNA replication proofreading.
AAACUACUAAAAUUUUUUGAUUUAAAUUUUAGUUAUAUAAGAGCUUAAACUAUAAUUGCUAUUGUCUCUAAAGCGCAUAUACGCAAUAAGCAUGCAGACACCUCCAGUUCUUGAUCUAAAAAGGCCAGGCUCAAAGCCUUUUUUAAACGGGCAAAGUAAGAGCGUUAGUUUUACAGAUGAGAUGGAGAACAUGGAACUGGAAAAUGAAUACGUCGCCGUUGAACCAAACAUAAUAGAAGCAAAAAAGAUCAAAAAAAACCUUUGCGGAAGAAAAUAACUCAGCAGAACUCAGUAAUAAAAAGCAAAUUUGGGGACGUCCAGUGGUAGAGGCGAGUUAUUAUAAGGACCACUCGUUGCUGUUUAUGCAGACUGCCGUAGACUACACGUUUGAGCCUGUCUUGCCGGGCAUGCCGGGGUUAAAGACCGGUACUGCCCCCGUUAUAAGACUGUACGGCGUUACUGCUGAAGGGAACAGCGUUCUCUGCAAAGUUCAUGGAUUUUUGCCUUACUUUUUUGUGCAGGCGCCCCAACAUUUCGACUAUGCAGAUUGUGAUUACUUCAGGGCUUAUUUUAAUUCUGCAUUAUUAGAAUCUUCCACAAAACAUAAAGAGCCUGUUUUAAAAGUUGAAGUUUGUUAUAAAAAGAGUAUCUUUGGCUAUACUGAAGGGAAUAAUUUUUCUCCCUUUUUACGAGUCACCAUGGCCGUCCCUAAACUGGUAGCAACUUUGCGCAGAAUUAUUGAAAGUGGGAUUCAUUUGGGCCCAAAAUACGGAACUCUAAAAUUACAACCGUACGAAGCCAAUAUCGAGUUUGUUAUUCGCUUUAUGGUAGAUGCUAAUAUUGUUGGCUGCAAUUGGAUUGAGCUUCCCAAAGGCCAGUUUUGCGUGGUCAACUCCACAGCCAAGCAGCCUGACCACGUGCAAAUAUUAGUCAAUGUUGCUUAUGACAAAAUUAUUUCUUAUCCUGCUGAAGGAAGCUGGCUAAAAUUAUCGCCACUGAGAAUAUUGAGUUUUGAUAUCGAAUGCGCUGGCCGCGAGGGACACUUUCCUGAACCUAAAUUGGACCCGGUGAUUCAAAUUGCUAACAUGGUCAUGAAUUUGGGUGCCAAAAAACCGUUUAUUCGGAACGUCUUUACUUUGGGGACAUGCGCCCAUAUUGUUGGUAGUGAGAUUAUUCAGUUUGAAAAAGAAAAAGAAUUGUUAAGAAAGUGGAAAGACUUCGUGUUAGCAAGCGAUCCAGAUAUUAUUACUGGCUAUAAUAUUACUAACUUUGACCUUCCAUUUUUAGUGGAGCGAGCAAAAGUUUUAGGUGUCAAUGAUUUUCCUUAUUUUGGUCGUACGCACUCUGAAUGUAUUGUAAAAGAAACGACAUUUUCGAGUCGGGCGUAUGGCAAACGUGAAAAUAAAGCCACCGGAGUGGACGGGAGAGUUACUUUCGAUGUUUUUCAGUUUUUACAGCGUGAAUACAAGUUAUCUUCGUAUACGUUAAACGCUGUCUCUGCACAUUUUCUUAAUGAACAAAAGGAAGAUGUUCAUCAUUCUAUUAUAACAACUUUGCAGAACGGCACGGACGAGACGCGAAGGCGACUAGCGAUUUACUGUUUGAAGGAUGCUUAUCUCCCGUUGCGUUUACUGGACCAGUUAAUGGGCUUGUACAAUUAUAUUGAGAUGUCACGUGUUACUGGGGUUCCUUUAGAUUCUCUGUUGUCUCGCGGGCAGCAAAUAAAAGUUGUUUCACAACUCAUGCGGAAGUCUCUUACUGGUGACUUUAUUAUUCCAACUUGUAACGUUCAUGGAAGUGAUGAGCAGUUUGAAGGCGCCACUGUUAUUGAACCUCUGACUGGCUACUACAACUGUCCCAUUACAACUCUUGAUUUUACUUCUCUGUAUCCGUCUGUAAUGAUGGCGCACAAUUUAUGUUAUACAACCUUACUAAAGAAUGGAAAACAUAAAGAACUGAAGGACGAUGAAUACAUACGAACGCCCAGCGGUAAUUAUUUUAUUAAAGGGAAGAAAUUUAAAGGACUGUUGCCAGGAAUUUUAGAAGAUUUAUUAGCUGCACGUAAACGGGCCAAACAUGAUUUAAAAAACGAAACAGAUUCUUUUAAAAGGGCGGUAUUAGACGGAAGACAAUUGGCUUUGAAAAUUAGCGCCAAUUCUGUUUAUGGUUUUACUGGAGCUACUGUAGGAAAGUUGCCAUGCUUGGAAAUUUCUUCUAGUGUUACUGCGUUUGGCCGCCAGAUGAUUGAUAAAACUAAAGAAUUGGUUGAAGGAAAAUAUACAAUACAAAAUGGAUAUCCGCACGACGCUAAAGUUAUUUAUGGCGAUACUGAUUCGGUUAUGGUCAAGUUUGGCUGUGAUGAUCUUGCUACGGCCAUGGCUAGAGGGCAUGAAGCCGCCUCUUAUGUUUCAAGUUUUUUUGCUCAUCCAAUUAAACUCGAAUUCGAAAAAGUUUACUUUCCCUAUUUGCUUAUCAGUAAAAAACGAUACGCUGGUUUGUAUUGGACGAAAGAAGAUUCCUAUGAUAAGAUGGAUUGUAAAGGAAUCGAAACUGUUCGCAGAGACAACUGCUUAUUGGUUAAAAACGUUAUCAACGUUUGCUUGCAUAAAAUACUUAUAGACCGAAAUCUGGAGGGCGCACAACAAUAUUGCCGCGAGACCAUCGCCGACUUACUUCAGAAUAAAAUUGACAUUUCCCAGUUAGUCAUUACGAAAGCUUUAAGCAAGCAGGAGUCUGAAUACUCUGGAAAGCAGGCGCACGUGGCUUUGGCUGAGCGCAUGCGCCAACGCGACUCAUCGACUGCCCCAACGUUAGGAGAUAGAGUACCUUACGUUAUUAUCAAAGCGAAAAAAGGAGCUGCCGCUUAUGAAAAGUCCGAAGACCCAAUUUACGUAUUAGAAAAUAAUAUACCCAUUGAUACUAACUAUUAUUUGCAAAACCAGCUAUCGAAACCGCUCACGCGUUUAUUUGAACCAAUCAUCGGGAAAACAAAACUUCAGUCCUUAUUGGCGGGAGAGCACACCCGCUCCAUUUCUAUAGCAACACCCGUGACUGGCGGUCUAAUGAAGUUUACUAAAAAAAUAGAAAGUUGUAUUGGCUGUAGAGCUUCCAUUCCUAAAGGCUUUGCUGUCUGUGAACACUGCAAGUCUCGAGAAGCGGAAAUUUAUCAAAAGGAGCUUUACGAUAUGAGAAUUUUGGAAUACAAGUUUUCACGUUUGUGGACGCAAUGCCAGCGCUGCCAAGGAAGUUUCCAUCAUGACGUCCUAUGCACGAGUCGCGAUUGCCCAAUUUUUUAUAUGAGAAAGAAAGUAAAAAAAGAUUCUAAUGAACAGCAAAAGUUACUCGCGAGAUUUUCACUUCGUUGUUUAGCUCAAUGAUCAUACGCUUCUGAAACUCUACUUGAUGAGCGGAAAAUGAAUAUACUUGUUCCUACUCUUCGACAAAUUAAGGGAAAGUCUAUGAGGAAGCGGUG